Molecule: messenger RNA, 5119 nt
Organism: Patella vulgata (common limpet)
Lineage: Eukaryota; Metazoa; Mollusca; Gastropoda; Patellidae
Product: atrial natriuretic peptide receptor 1
Exons: 22
Coding region: 956-4174 (1072 amino acids)
Biological process (GO): cGMP biosynthetic process; receptor guanylyl cyclase signaling pathway; intracellular signal transduction
Cellular component (GO): membrane
Molecular function (GO): peptide receptor activity; protein kinase activity; ATP binding
Source: RefSeq, a predicted model, not a curated record
CUAGAGAGCACAGAGUUGGUAGAAUCAGAGAGGCAAGUGUUGAAUUUAGGUCACCUCUCUUUAUUGGUGUGAUAUAAAGUUGAGAAGUUGCUUGGAUUUAUACAUCCGUGCGAGUAAUGAUCAAUUCAGUGUAUACCGUACCAUCCGUGAAAUGCGUAGUGCCUGUAGUCAAUAGCUAUGUUUGGUCACAUUAGUUUUAAACCAAUUUCACAUAACCUUAUUUGAUUUGUGAGGUGCCAUCUCUACCGUAGGAACACUGCCUGGGAGGCGAUUGUAUGUCGUGAAGACCGGAGAAAAUAAACCAAUCGAUUUGUUGAGUAUUUACCCGGACAAAAAACACACCGGGAAUUCAUUUAGUCAACUAAUAAAGUGUCCAAAUAGCCAUAUCAUAACAUAAGUGUUUCAGUGAUAAAUAUUUUGGAAUUUUUUUUAGAUCUUAUUUACAAUGAUAUCCGUGGGCGUGUUUUAUUUGCCCGUUAUGAAACACGAAUUGCAGUUCUUCUGUAUCCACCUUAGUCUAGACAACCUACUUUCAUUUUAAACACCUUGAACGUAUCGCACCGGUAUUUGUGUGUUUAUGUAAUGAUCCAGUAAUACAUCGCUCCUGUUUUCGAUUAGAACCGAUAGUUUGCAAAUAUUUGACUAACACCGAAUCACCAUAAUAAGAAAUAAAUGUGUUCUAUCAUGAAUUAUGUGUCUCUUGGGAUAAUAAACUGGUGAUUGUGUUAGUGGCUUUAAACAGGCUUGCUUUAUCCCCAAUAAAUUAGACUUGCCUUUCAUAUAAUCGUUUUUGAUAAAAUAUUUACCCAAGGUUAUUGGGAUCCACAUAUCUUUCGGCUAAAUCCGACAGGAUUGAGCAUCAAACAUAUUUCUGGACAUUGCAAAGCAUUUAAUGUGUAAUCAAAUUGUCAUCUGAGUUAAACUAGAUUUGACUGUCAAUUGCCAACAUAUCGACAUGGCAUAUGUGCAUCUCUUGACGAUAUCUUUGCUCCUUAGCGGAAUCCGUUUUUCUGAAGCUGUAACCCGUUCUUUUUCUGUGGCUAAAAUAACGACUUUAUUACCAAGUAAUGGGGAAUAUAUGUUUUCUGUCAAAAGAGUUGCACCUGCUAUAGAAGUAGCCGUAAAGCAGGUUGCAAAACAACGAAUUUUGUCGUACGUAAACCUCGUUGUAUAUUAUGCUGAUUCAAAGUGUUCAAUUUCGGAUGGUAUGAACGAAGCUAUAGAUUACUAUGCUAAGAAAAAAGUUGAUGUGUUUUUUGGGCCAGUGUGUGAUUAUUCGGCAGCACCAGUGGGACGUCAAAUAAAAUAUUGGAACAUACCUAUGUUAACAGCAGGGGCUAUUGCUGGUGACUUCGGUCGCCAUAAGAAGGCCACCUUCCAGACAAUGACAAGGGUGGGGCCUCAUAUCAAUUCCUUGUAUCAAUUCAUGAAAUGUGUCUUGACGACGUUCAAUUGGAGAAAAGUGAAACUAGUUUAUGACCCUAAUGGCCAAGGAUACAUCACAGAAUUAUUUUGUCAUAUUGCCACUGAUGGACUUCACAAUGGGCUCAGAAAGAACCAUUUCACCCACACGUAUUUCAAGUUCCACAAUCCAAGAGAUAUUUUUGAUUCAAUGAAGACAGAAAUAGGAACAGAAUACUCAGUUGUCGUUUUGUGUGCAUCACCAAAUUCUGUUCGAGAAAUAAUGAUAAAAGCUCAUGAACUGAACUUCGACAAUGGUGAAUAUGUCUUCUUCAACAUUGAUUUGUUUAGCAGUAAAAAUGAAAGCCAGACUCCUUGGUACAGAGCUGACGACUCACAAGAGAGAAAUGAAGCUGCUCGAAAAUCGUACGAAUCAUUAAUGACGGUGACAUUACGAAAGCCAACGUCCCCGGAGUACAAGAUAUUUUCAGAGGAAGUAAAAAGAAAAGCCAAAGAGCUAUAUCCUAAUUUCACCUAUGGUGAAGAAGAGGUUAACAGUUUUGUCGGUGCAUUCCACGAUGCCGUUAUUCUUUACGCCACCGCCCUUAAUGAAACACUGGAGGCAAAUGGCUCUAUUACUGACGGUGCUGCUAUUACCAGCCGCAUGUGGAAUCGCACAUUUGAAGGUAUUACUGGAACAGUGAGUAUUGAUGCAAAUGGCGACAGAAACGCGGAUUAUUCUUUGUUAGAUUUAAAUCCUAAUAAUAAUCAGUUUGAGGUGGUGGCUAACUAUUAUGGUAAUAAGAAACAAUAUGAACCAGUACCUGGAAAGAGGAUUCACUGGGCUGGAGGUAGGACAGGUCCACCACCCGAUACACCUGUCUGUGGUUUUGAUGGAUCGCUUUGCCCACCAGAAGAACCAUUUCCAGAAUAUGGUAUAGUAAUAAUAGUAUUGGGAUCUAUAUUACUUAUUGUUUUGGUUACCGUCUUCUUUAUAUACAGACACAUUAAGCUAGAGGCAGAAUUGGCCGAGAUGAAUUGGCGAGUCAAGUGGGACGACAUUCUCUUUGGGUCACCCGAGAAGAACCAUAAACUAGAGCGACAAGGGAGUCGUAUGAGUUUAAACAGAAAAUAUUCGUAUGCUAGUUCAUGCUCUGGUGACACUAUAGCUGUUCACCUGAAUGAUGGUGCCAACAGGCAACUCUUUACAAAAACAGGAUACUAUAAGGGUGCCAUUCUCGCUGUAAAACCCAUUCACAAAACCAAUAUCACCAUAACCAAGAGUCUACUGAUAGAAAUUAAACGAAUGAAAGACCUACAGAAUGACCAUAUUGUGAGAUUUGCUGGAGCUUGUAUUGAUCCACCCCAUGCUUGUAUUUUAACUGAAUAUUGUCCUAAAGGAAGUCUACAGGAUGUUUUAGAAAAUGAGCAAAUAAAAUUAGACUGGAUGUUUCGAUAUUCUAUCAUGCAAGAUAUAUUGAGGGGACUCUCGUAUUUACACACGAGUGAAAUAAGGUGCCACGGGAAUUUAAAGAGCACUAAUUGUGUCGUUGACAGCCGAUUUGUGGUGAAAAUCACAGAUUUUGGUCUUCAUUACUUUAGAGAAGAUAACGAAGUGGAUGAAGAUGAAAAUUCAUAUGCCUUUUAUAACAGAAAAUUGUGGACUGCACCUGAAUUAUUGAGGAUGUCUACAAAACUCCCCGGUGGGACACAGAAAGGGGACAUGUACAGUUUUUCUAUAAUUUGUCAAGAGAUUGUAUAUAGAAAUGGUGUCUUUUAUCUUCAUAAUCUAGAUCUUAGUCCAAAAGAAAUAUUUACUAAAGUACGGAAUGGUCUAAGACCCUAUUUUAGACCAACAUUAGAUGAGUAUGAUUGUCCCUGUGAUGAGUUAGCUGCUGUAAUAACCAGAUGUUGGGCCGAGGAUCCAGCAGAAAGACCAGAUUGUCAAGCCUUAAAAUCAAUCAUAAGAAAAUUAAAUAGGGACGGAGAUAAGGGAAAUAUAUUAGAUAAUUUAUUAUCAAGAAUGGAACAAUAUGCUAAUAACCUGGAAGCUCUUGUAGAAGAAAGAACAUCAGAUUAUUUAGAAGAGAAGAAAAAAGCAGAAGAUCUUCUUUAUCUAAUGUUACCAAAACCAGUUGCUGGGCAGUUAAUACGGGGAGAAUCCGUUGCGGCAGAAACCUUUGAACAAGUAACAAUAUAUUUUAGUGAUAUCUGUGGUUUUACAGCUCUCUCAGCUGAAAGUACACCAAUGCAGGUUGUGAAUCUGUUAAAUGAUCUGUAUACAACAUUCGAUUCUAUUAUAGAAAAUUUUGACGUCUAUAAGGUGGAAACUAUUGGUGAUGCUUAUAUGGUAGUAUCUGGACUGCCGGUUAGAAAUGGAAACCUUCAUGCCAGAGAGAUAUGUCGGAUGUCUUUAGCAUUGUUAGAUGCUGUUUUAUCAUUCCGUAUUAAACACAGACCAGAUUUACAACUAAAACUUAGAAUAGGUUUACACACAGGAUUUGUUGUAGCUGGUGUAGUAGGAUUAAAAAUGCCUCGUUAUUGUUUAUUUGGUGAUACUGUUAAUACAGCUUCUAGAAUGGAAUCAAACGGAUUACCAUUAAAGAUUCACAUGAGCACACAGACCAAGGACAUAUUGGAUCAGUUUGGUAGUUUUGAAGUUGAACUUAGAGGUCAAGUUGAUAUGAAGGGAAAGGGAACACAAACUACUUAUUGGUUAUUAGGAGAGAAGCAAAUCAACGAUAACACAACUUCGAAUCUGGAUAUUUUAUGACCUAAGUGAACAAAACCGCCCGUCGCACACUUUGCUAAUCUAUUUAUAAUUAUGGGUGGAACCUAGCACGAACGUUCACAUUUGUGUGGAUUAUCCGAAAUCAGCGAACACCAGAUAGCUUAAGACACAAUCACGUAUAGUUUGGACUAUCCACGUCAAUUUCUGACAAUCGUUUUUAUUGUGAUUAUUUCACGUUUAUAAUAAGUUAGAUGUGAAUUGUAUAAAAACAUUAACUUUUAGUCUGUGCCAAGGAUACAUCAGUUUUUUUAAAUACAUAUCGCAUCAAUUGGAUACAAUCAAAACCUUGUACUAUAUAGGAAUAAUCAUCUUUGAUUAGGACAAUUAGGCCUAUUACGCGAGUGUGUCAUCAAUCGACAUUUGGUAAAUACAUUCGUUAGGAGAACUAAAUGGGCAUUACAAGUCUGUUAUUGUUUUAAUAAAGUCAAUGAUAAAUUGUUGCAUCGAUUGUGCUUGUUUGAGUCGGAUAAAGAUCAUUAAUAAAAGACAAUGAUAAAGAUCAUUAAUAAAAGACAAUGAAAAUGGAAAUGAAAUGGGGGUUAACGUCCAAUUUUUCUACAGCCGGACUAAUAAAGACGGGCAAUGUAAUUGAAGAUCACUUCAGUGAUAAUAACAAAUUUAUACCUCAUAUCAUAAAUAUAUAAGUAAUGUUAUGUUAGUAAUGUCUACCGUAAAUAUCGUGUAAUGUCUAUAUAAGAAUAAAAUACGUACAUGUUGUUAUUGAUGGAUAAACAAUGGAAAAUAAUCCGUUAAAUAUUAUUAUCAUCACUGCUAUUGUUUAUUGUUAUUACUAUCAUUAUUAUUUUAUGAUUGUUUGAUUGAUUGAUUGAUAACUUAACCCUGUGAGAUUUGGAAUGAUGUUUGCUCAAGCCAAAUAAAUAAAAUAAUUAAAUGUACACGUAUUAAAUAAAGAGUUGGUAUUAUUUA